This is a messenger RNA of Seminavis robusta, 1737 nucleotides long. Lineage: Eukaryota; Bacillariophyta; Bacillariophyceae; Naviculales; Naviculaceae. The record is from the annotation of a GenBank genome assembly.
GAGCGGUCUUUCACAAACCACCCCGAAAUGCAAGGCACUCAACUUUGAGGCAGUCGUUGCCUCAUAAUUUCGAAGAACCGCCAAAAGAGUGGAAGACAAACGCUUUACGACCAUGACGGAUACGAGCAUCAUGGAUACUACUACUAGUACGAGCACCAAGAAGGAAAUCACUGUUGAAGAAGCAUUUGCUCGUUUCUUGACGGACAAAGCAGCGCAUGAUGUCUCCUUUCGAGGCAAUGACACUGUCGUUGUCUCUGCCAACCGAUGUGCUCUCGCGAUGAGAAACGACGUUUUCCGCUCCAUGCUCCUGGGCGACUUUGUUGAGGCCACUCAAGCCAUCGUAGCAAUCGAUUUUCCAGGCGGUACUUUGAAGGCCCUCCUAGAGUAUCUCCACACCAACAAAUGCCAGCUUUUGGAAGCCAACGACGAUGACACUCCCAAUGAUCAAGACCGUCGAUAUUACGUCGAACGCGUCGAGUCCCUUGUCUCCCUUUCUGAAGCUGCAUGCUACUUUGAAUGUCCUGGCCUUGCUACAAUGGCACGAAAGAGCUUGGCAGGGGCGGUCAAGUCUUCACCAUCGUUCUCGUUUGCACUUUGCGAAGUCAGCGUCAACUGGUGCAACCCGUUGGUCACACAGGUGCUAGAUUUUGCCAAGUCGAUCUUCCAGAGCGAGGACAUCUCCGCCAGUGUCAUGCAGAACGUCGCUCUUUCGGUGUUGCAAGUGAUUAUUCAAGACGAUUCUCACCGAGCCUCCGAGUUUGAUCGAUUCGAAAUGCUCCGACUGUGGCUUGGGCAUUCACCCGAUGCCCAAGAUCCUCAUUGUCGCAGCAAGGCGAUGGAACUCACGCAGCAAAUUCGUCUCGAGCUCAUCGUGUCCCCUCAGCUUGCAUCGUCGGUUACGGAAAGCCAAGCUGUUGCUCUCUACGACGGCGGCUCCAUUCAAGAGCACCGCAUUCCCUUGCCGAUCUGGGAGGGAUCCAUGAGUACCUCGUGCAACGGUGACUACUGCUUCGGUCAUGACACCAAGGCGUUGAAGAUCUCGCCUUUGCACGAUGGUGUCCACAAGUGGACAGUCCACGUAACUCAGUACUGUCGCCCAGUCUGGGUUGGUGUUGCGCUGCAGUCUGCCGACACCAAUACUUCGUAUCGUACGACGGAAUCUUUGUCAAAGCAGAAAAAUGGGUGGGUCUACGGAAGCAGCGGCAUUUCGUUCCAUUAUUCACCUCAACCAGACUGUGUUCAUCCAAAGUUUGGCAUGGGCUCCUACGUAUCCCUGACUCUCGACUUGCUUGAUACUUCUGACGGCAAUGGAACUUUGUCGGCUUCUGUGGAUGGCGGGGAAACCUUUGUGCUGUUUCAGAAUCUUCGCCAAGAAAUUGAUACAACUCUGGGAGGACAAGGCUUUCUCCCGGCAGUGUCCCUCAAGCAAGCCGGGGCAAUUCAGCUUGUGGACUUCCGCACGUCCGCAGUCUGAGUUACUAGCUACCGGUACCUAGUUGUCUUACUCUAUUUUGAAGGAACCGCAUAACUGGGAAGAUCUCAAGGAAGUUGAUAGUUCAACCCUAUGCACGCGUCACAUGGGUAACCAAUAACUCAUAGCAUUCUUGUUUGCAAAACGAUGCACAAACGCUGGACGUCCAAGGAUUUUCCCUGGAGUGGACAGGAUCGAUACGGUACGGUACAUCUGGUACCGGGGUACGGUAUGGUCUGAAUCUCGGGUUUCCUUUUUUGGUGGUG